AUGCAGUUGAAUCCCAAGAAGUGCAUCUUAGGAGUUAGGUCGGGCAAGUUCCUUGGGUACAUGAUAUCCAAAGACGGAGUAAGAGUUAACCCCGACAAGGUGAAGGCCAUCAUGUAUAUGGCUCCCUCCCGAAACAUAAAGGAGGUCCAACGAUUAGCUGGUAGGAUGGCGGCUCUGAACAAGUUCCUGUCAAAAUCUACAGUCAAGGGUUCUCUUUUCUUCAAAACUCUGAGAAGAGGUCCCCAGUUCGAAUGGACCUCUAAGUGCCAGAAAGCAUUCGACGAGUUGAAGGCCUAUAUUGCUCAGUUGCCAGCCUUGACCUCCCCCGCACAGGGAGAGACCUUAUUUAUAUAUCUAGCAGUGGGAGAAGAGGCAAUCAGUACAGUGCUAGUCUGGGAGGAGGACAAAAUCCAGAAGCCUGUGUACUAUGUUAGCCGAGCUCUACAAGGAGCGGAGUCCAGAUACACUCCAGUUGAACGGUAUGUUCUAACGUUAGUUCACUCGGUCCGAAAGCUCAGGUCGUACUUUCAGACUCAUCCCGUAAUAGUGGUGACCGACCAGCCCCUGAAACAAAUCCUCUCCAAGCCAGACGUGUCGGGAAGGAUGGUGAAGUGGGCUGUGGAGUUAUCUAAAUAUGAUCUCGACUAUCAGCCCCGUACGGCCAUCAAGACCCAAGCAUUGGUUGAUUUUAUAGCAGAGAGUGUCUUUUUCGGAUUGCAGGAAGCCCAGGCCGAGCUAACCAGAGACACAGUCAAGGCCGAGCAGGUCGGAGAAGCUACCGAGGUCACUCAGGUCACAAAAGCAGCCCAGACCGAGCAGACCAGAGACACAACUAAGGCCGAACAGGCCGAAGAAGUUGCCAAGGUCACACAGGCCACAAAAGCAGGUGAAUCCGAGCAGAUCAGGGACGCGGCUAAGGGCGAGCAGGCUGGAGAAGCUACCGAGGAUACACAGGCUAUAAGGGCAGCUGAAGCCAAGCAGACCAGGGGAGCAGCCGAGACCAGACAGGCCGGAGAAUCUGCUGAGGUCGGACAAGCUGGAGAGGUUGCAAGGCGGGUCAUUCUGACCUGGACACUGUUUGUGGAUGGUGCAUCAAGCAAAGAAGGAUGCGGAGUUGGGCUCCUCCUGACCAGCCCAAUGGGGGAGGAGCUGGCCUACGCCCUAAAAUUUGAUUUCAGGGCCUCCAAUAACGAGUCCGAAUAUAAAAUCCUGAUCGCAGGGAUGGUGAUAGCUCGGAAAUUGGGAGCUGAGUCGAUAAAGAUUUUCAGCGACUUGCAGCUAAUAGUGAACAAAGUGUUGGGAAACUACAAAGUCAAAGAAGAACCAUUGAAGAAGUAUGUUGCCAAGGUGCAUGAACUAAGAACCCAGUUCAAACGAUUAGCACUCGGACAGGUCGUCAGAGGUCGGGCAUAUGAUCAGUUGGAUGAGGCAGUUAUUCAAGUAAUGGGCUCAUGGAUGGAUCCCAUUGUGCGGCAUCUAGUCAGUGGAGAGCUCCCGUCAAAUAAGGUAGAGGCAUGCAGGAUUCUCAUCAGGUCGCGGGAAUAUGUACUCACGAAUGGAGUGCUCUAUAGGAAAUCUUACUUGCGUCCAUGA
Molecule: messenger RNA, 1593 nt
Organism: Coffea arabica (coffee)
Lineage: Eukaryota; Viridiplantae; Streptophyta; Magnoliopsida; Gentianales; Rubiaceae
Source: RefSeq, a predicted model, not a curated record